Molecule: messenger RNA, 5014 nt
Organism: Syngnathus acus (greater pipefish)
Lineage: Eukaryota; Metazoa; Chordata; Actinopteri; Syngnathiformes; Syngnathidae
Gene: fjx1
Product: four-jointed box kinase 1
Exons: 1
Coding region: 399-1631 (410 amino acids)
Biological process (GO): cell-cell signaling
Source: RefSeq, a predicted model, not a curated record
CCCGACCACGGAGUCACGUGAUUCACCACCGAGCUUUUCAACAAGCCCACACCGCCACAAAUCAAACUCACCCAACACCAGUUUGCAGAGAGAGAGAGCGAGAGAGAGAGAGAGGCAGACGAGCAAGUGAGAGGAUGAGAAGCAGUGAGGCGUUCACAGGAAGAGAGCCACUCCAUCACCGAAGAGAAACGAUGACGAGGGUUCAGUAGAGGACAGAUCCAAAAUGUCUCCGCGGCGAGGAGGCUUUUGAUAAGCAUCUGAGAUGAGCGGCACGCGGCUUUGGAGUCUCGUUCUCAAGCUGUCCGCUUGCCAUUGGGCUCGAGGAGCGCACACGCUUUCGGGCGCCUCAGCUCAGCCGCAGCUUGAAUAGAAGUGGAGCUUUUGUUGUGCCCUUCGCCAUGAGGCUUCUGACAUCCAACUUGUUCGCGCUGCUCUUCCUGGGCGCAUUUGCGGGGGUUUUCUACGUGUGGAGCUCGCUCGAGGACCGCUUGGAGCGACACAAACGAGGCUUUGCAGUGCCGGGCGUCGGGUCGUUCUUCCCCAAACUCCCCGUGGAUCUUUCCGCUAAAACUUUCCGCACUCUGCUUGCUGUCCCAGCAGCACACAAAAUCCAACUCAAGGCUCACAACGAGACCACAAUAAUUCGCCAAGACCACGUGAAUGGGAAUUCACGGGGAGGGUCAGACAAAUUGGACCCCCCCGUGGAGGAUGGCAUAUUUUGGAGCGCCUGGCUGGAAGAUCUACUGCCGGUGGGAUUCACAGAAGGAUACGCCAGGGCUUGGCGAGACAGGGCGAGGGCAGCACGGGUCGUGAAGCUGGAGCCAGGAUGCGGCAGGAUAUCUAAUCAGCUCGCCACUUUCGCGGAUGGCUCCAAAGCGUGUGUGCGCUACGGGAUCAACGCGGAUCAGGUGCAAGGUGAAACUUUGACCUAUUACCUUGCUUGCUUGCUGGGCAUCACCAACGUGCCCCCUCUGGUGCUGUCCCAGCUGAACACCUUCAGUGAACAAUGGGGGAUGGUGAGGACGCACCUAGGUGAACUACAAUGGAGCGACCAUGCCGUGGUUUCUCUCACCGAGUGGGUUUCCAACCUGAGCGGGGUGGUCACACCUGCUCCGCUACGCCAGGAGAGCAGCGGGCUGCACCCCGAGCUUCUAAACAAGACAACGGAGGAGCUCGUAGAUCUCAUGCAGUGGAGCGACCUGAUCAUAUUUGACUACAUGACGGCCAACUUUGACCGGCUGGUGAGCAAUCUUUUCAGCCUGCAAUGGGACGCGCACGUCAUGGAAAGGGACACCAACAAUCUCCUGAAAACGCCCCGCGGAGACCUGGUUUUUAUAGACAACGAAGCCGGGUUAGUGCACGGCUUCCGGGUGUUAAACAUGUGGGAGCAAUAUCACCAGACUGUGCUGGGCUCCGUGUGCGUGUUCAGGAAGAGGACCGCGCAGCGCGUGGCCGAGCUCCACCAGCGCAGAGAUGCCAGGACAAGGCUGCUGGAGCUCUAUAGAGACAGCGAGCCAUUGUCAGCCAAAAUGGGUUUCCUUUCAGACGAGCACGCCGCUGUCCUCCAGGACAGGAUAGACAGAGUAUACAAGCACAUUCUAGACUGCAAAGAGAAGUACGGCCAGCUAUGAGCAUCCACGAUGGACUCAGUGGCCCAAAGAUGCAAAACAGACAGUUUUGUCUGGAAUAUGCAACUGAACUACCUCUUAUGGAUCAAAUGUGACGCCUACUUUAUCACUAUUUGUGCCAGCUUAAUCCCUGCUGAUUUAUCUCACACUAUGAAUCGCGCUUUGUACACUCUUGAUUAGGAUAACGUGAAGAUUAUAACAGUGACUGCAUGGGGUAACAUAUAGCCCCUCAUGCUCUGUGUGUUUGGAUUAUUGCCGUAUGGUCUUUAAUCCAGAUCAAAUAAACUCCCGAGCCUUACUGUUUACAAUUCAAUAUUUCAUACUUUAUUUCUGUUAACAUCUGGUUGCUUUUAUAGAAAAUCUUUUUGCACAGUCAGCUGCCGUACAGGAAGCCGGCACUUGCAUUUUUCUUUUUAUUCAGCCUUAAAAGUGUAAUAUUGUACAUGUUGUAAAUAUUGCUCACCAACUUGUAUUAGCAAGUCAGAGGUCCACUAAUUUAAUGUGCAUUGUAACAUUCUGAAAUACCUUGCCCCCCCCCCCCCCCCCCCCCUCCUUUUAAAUAUACUCUAAUUUAUGUUAAAACACUGUGUGCUGUUUAACCGUUAUUGUGGUCUGUCAAACAUUUAGCAGCCUGCAAGCCGCUGUGCCCAUCAUUACAGUGCUUUCAUUGUGGUGGAUAAAUGCGUGAUACUGGCAUGAAUGUUCCCUCUGAGCCGUCCUGUCAGCCAAAGGCACGCUACCACGGGAAAAUGCUAAUCCUUUAUAAUCUUACCAGGAAUUAUGAAGGAGGAGACAAGUGACAUCAUUUGAUGCAUUUUCAAAAGGAUUUGCUGUUUCCUAACUAAAUUGAAAUUAGUUUUCAUCUCUUCUUCCACGCGGAUCAAAGGGCUUCAUCAAAUAGCUUCGUCUGUUCAGUUAAAGAGUAAAAAACAUCUCCUUGAGAGACUAUACUGUGCCGAGAGGAUAAUUAAUUAAUGCUUUUUCUCUCCGAGGAGGGCUUUCCUUAUCAUUUUUCAAAGAUUGAAUUUGAACUGUGGAAUGUGUUCAAAGCACGAGUGCAAGGGUUUUUAUUUGACCGUUUUAAAAGAGCGCUUUCUUUAUUAGUUCCAUAACAGAUUGGACUUCUCUGAUCUUUCGAGCGAAAACCAACGAUAUAUGUUUGGAAAGUCCUAUUUUCAGCUGCUUGCUCUUCUGCAGCUGGUUUCUUUUACUACUUCUGUAUGUUCAGCCAACUCACUCCACUAUUUGCGCAUCUCGCGGCAUGAUAAGUUUUGCGUGCAUUAUUUCAAACGGUGGCUACUUAUCCGUUUAUCAAUGCUUGACGCACGUGCAAGUGAUUUUAUGGUUUUGCCUGGUAGGUCACAAUGGCAGUGAUGUAGUGUACAAGGUUAAACGGGUAUAACAAUCUCAUCCAGUGCAACCACCUGCUUCAGCAGCUUAGUAGAUCAAUAUGUGCUCGAAGUGUGGGGAAAGGAGGUCAUGGUAAUGGGUUGGUAAAUAUGUCGACUUGAAUUUCACUGGGGGGGGGGGCAAGUAUUACGUGUACUGUGCAUACAGCUGGGCACCAUCUAAGCCUGCCUGUUCAUGCUGAAAGAGAUUUACGACGGGUUGCAGACACCAGGGAUUAAACAAUGUUGAACUGUGGUCUGCAUGUGUAAACCAGACUCACGAGUCCCCUGCUUUUUCUGCCUUUCACGAUUUGCCUCACAUUUUGUCCUUUGAGCUUUUAAUCUACUGUUCACAAUACUUUACCUAUUUGGUAGCGAAAACAACUAAUGAACAAAAUUUUUGCAAUUUUUUUUUUUUAAUUUAGCCUCUUUGUAAAUCACACAUCGCCCCCAGUUUUUACGCCCAAUUUAUUCUCUUCCUGUGACACUGCAAUGAAUGAAACUUUUCCUAUAGCUCAUGGCACAAAAGCAGUAUGUGGGACUUAAUUACACCCUUAGUGUGCUGUGGGUCUCCUCACAUGUGGUACUUUUGUGUGUGCAUGUGUGUGUGUUUGUGUACGUGUACAAAGAGCCGCCAGCUCAGACAGUCAUGCAUCCUGAAGCCCGCAGCAGGCCUCAGCGCAGAUCCGCAGGUACUUCAAGUGAUCUUCCACUUAUUUGUGCUCAUUGCAAACAUUCCAGAGGAGCAGAGGGAGGAUCAUCUCCAUGGACACGCACACAGACGCAGCAAUUUCUCCAGCAGGAAAAUGAAACAGGAACCAGCUGUGUACACAGACUGUCUUUAAUGUUGAAGGUUUGAACCCUGAUCACUUUUCUUCUCACUUAUAUGAAUCCCACGAGAAUACGAUUGAUUCGGAUAGUAAUUUUCAGAACACCGAUUUUUUUACAUAAUAUUUUAGAUUAAAAAAUAAAAAGGUAAAAUAAUAUGUAGGUGCUUUGCCAGUACAUGACUAACGGAGCAACCCCUCCUUUCCCAUUGGGCUCGCCAUGUGUGAGUGGAUAGACAUAACUGGCAUUCUUUCAAGGCUACAUAGUGCAGGGGACUUCCUGCGCAUGGCUGAAUGAUUUCAUUAUAAAACACAGCACAUCGGGAGGAGAGUCACUUAGUCACAGUUGAGUGGAUACCGUCCAUAAAGGGUCAAUCGUGGGGGGACUGGUGCACCGACUCGAGGGGCUCUCACAUUGUGGGAUGGACAUCCAGGCGCUGGUGCGCUGGGAGAGCUGGCACAAAGCCUGACUGUGUUCAAACCAGGGGCACAAACAUAAGGUCAGGACCUUUAGGUUUUGUUCCUCAAGAAAGACACAAGUUGGAGUCAGACAAGUGAACAACACAUUCCUCUGCUAAACAACAUAAAAGUACAUCUGAAUUCCAAAUACUUGAAUUAUUCUUGUUAUUUUAUAAAUGCAGAAAAUUCUGCUUGACAUUUCAUUACAUCUUGGAAGUUUAAGAGUGAGUAUGAAUGUUUAUUCUAAGUGUGCCCUGAGAUCAGCUGGAGGCCAAUUCAGAAGGCCUCCUGCCCAAAGACAGCCGGGAUAGGCCCCAACAUGCCCGCGAGCCUCGUGAGGAUGAGCGAUUCAGAAAAUGGGAAGCUUAAGAAUCCUCUUAAAGCAGGACACACUCAAAUGUAUUCAUCUAACGCUUGUGCAGUUUAGUUUUGCAUUUUCUGAUCAUUAACGAAUGCUGCGUGUCAGAGCAAACACAAAAACAGCUGUUGUCCAAUCUUUAAGUGAUGGAAGGAAAACAUUGCUCCCUACUUAUCCUCCUCGCAUCAAUUUGUUAUCACGGUCGAAUAGGCCUCAACUUUAUUGCUUUGUUGUAAAUUUGACAAACCGCUGAAACAGUUACUUUGAUAUUUCUACUUAUAUUGUAUCCUGGAAUGUGUACAAGUAGGCAAAUAUCCCUGUCCUGUAAUCACAAUAAAAUCAGUUAUAACCUCA